UAGCGCGACGAGCGACUCGAGGACAGUCGCCACCCAUUCUCGUUCCCCGUCAUUCUUUAGUUGCGCACCGUACGACUAGUACUACGCUCGCUGCCACCGGACAAAAAUGUUUUACGCUUCUUAGUGUGCUGAGGUUUCAAGUGAAGUGCUAGUGAUUUUAUACCCAUACUUGUUACUCUAACUACAAUAAACGACAAGAAUUAUGAUGGCACCCGAGACAGUGGUGACUGUUGAUCUCAACAAACAAACACAACAGCAGGCACCACCACCACAGCAGCAGCAAGGUGGUGCGCUUGACUGGAUUAAAAUCAAUAUAGAUUAUUUCAAAUCACCACCCGGAAUUUUGAAAGUUGUUCAGUUGAUUUUAGGCAUAUUGUGUAUGUCAUUGGGAACUCCGUGGGCGUCUGCGUGGUACGUGUUCGUGGCCGUUACCGCUUUCAUAACCACGCUCUUGUGGAGCUUCGUCUAUCUGCUCAGCAUCCGUGAGGCUCUUAAGAUACCCAUUAACUGGGUACUAUCAGAGUUAAUCAGCACAAGCUUCGAGACGUUGUUCUACCUCAUAGCAUUCAUAGUCAUGUUUACGUCGCUCUACGGUAACUACGGACGUAACGUAGCGGCUGCUGUUUUUGGUAUAUUCAAUACCCUUGCUUACGCAGCCAGUUCGUACUUCCUGUUCCAAGAGCAUAGAAGCAACACACUGGCAGCGGCAGCGUGAGGACUCACCCCCGCGUCGUAGAAACUGAAGACCAAUAUUUGUUAUUAAUUUUAUUUUACAGAAAUCUUUAUUGUCUAUUGUACAGUCGUUUGAUUGUGACAAAGUUUAUUUGACGAGUUUUAAUAAACAUAAUAUUGUAUGUAUCUAAUUAUUGACAAAAUAAAUUUUUUACAUAUUAUUAAACUUUAAAACUAGGAUAUUUUGAUAUUAUUUAAAUUGUAACUAAAUUGAAAGGCCAUAGAUAGUUUGAGAUCUUUUAAUAAAAACUAUAAUUAUUCUAAUUAAAUUUAUUUCAUUUUGUUUAAAAAAAAAAUCAUAUUCAUUUUAUAAAGAGUGGGUGGAUAUUGAAUCAUAGUAUUAGAUGGGUUAUGUAUGCGGAUAUAUCUUUUACAUUAUUAUAUACUAAGAUUUUUCAAAUAUCAAUUGUAGGUUUUACGUAUAAAUUAUAAUCGGUGUACACUGUUCUUUAAAAAUCAAUCUACGGGCACUUUGCACAGCUACGUAUUCUUAUCUUACCUAUUGUUCAAUAUGACCAUAAUUAUUUCAUUUAUAUUAUAACUAGUCGAAUCUAUGUUGUAAUUAUUAUAAACUCGAAUAAUUACAAGAUUCUUUUCAAUAUGAUUGAUUGAUAUUAAGAUCUAAAAUCAGUCGGUGACUAACGGUUGUGACAUUUUUAAAAUCUAAAAAUAAAUUCGAAAUGAAAGUUAUGUCAAAUAUUUAAAACAGCGUUAUUUUCUGUUUAUGGUGCAAAUUAGACAUUAUAUCGUAGUAUUAUACAUCUAAUAUUAUUUUUAUACAUCUACUGUUUCUAGCAUCAAACAGAUGUGUCAAUUGUUGUUAAGUUAUGAAACAUAAGAUUUCAUACCUAAGUACCUAAUAUUAGAAUGUGAGGGUUAUUAUUUACACACUAGCUUAAUUUAACUAAUAUGUAAAGAGUUAAUAAAACACGUGUUAACAUAAA
Messenger RNA from Melitaea cinxia (Glanville fritillary), 1676 nucleotides. RefSeq names its product CKLF-like MARVEL transmembrane domain-containing protein 4. The coding region runs from base 203 to 715 and encodes 170 amino acids. NCBI's taxonomy places the organism in Eukaryota, Metazoa, Arthropoda, Insecta, Lepidoptera, Nymphalidae. Gene Ontology annotation, cellular component: membrane. The transcript has 4 exons. The record is from RefSeq and is a predicted model, not a curated record.